Messenger RNA from Malania oleifera, 700 nucleotides. RefSeq names its product protein NONRESPONDING TO OXYLIPINS 2, mitochondrial. Bases 75 to 350 code for a protein of 91 amino acids. The record is from RefSeq and is a predicted model, not a curated record. The transcript is spliced from 3 exons. Lineage: Eukaryota; Viridiplantae; Streptophyta; Magnoliopsida; Santalales; Ximeniaceae.
GGCAUAAACCCUUCGCAAAACCCUCACACCCGGCCUACCUUCGUUUCCUGGCCACUGACUGAGCGUGUUAAGAAAUGGCUUGGCGCUCUGGAUCACUUUCUCGAUCGCUGAUCUCCACCGCGAGGGCUUCAUCUCUCCGGUCACCGCCACCUCUUCCCCGCAUCCGUCCUCCGCUCGUCUCCGCACCUCCUCUUCGCUCCCGCCGCCUCUCCGUCGCUUCCAGGAAUUUGGGGGAACUAGGAUGCACCCAAUCCCUUAUGCCGCUGCACAGCGUGGUAGCUGCAGCACGCCUGACAUUACAUCUGGCCGUCAACGCUCGGGCAUGUUGCGAGCUGUCUCACGGUACUUGAACAAGCUGCUGGAUCAGCACAGCUUGUGCAACAAUUUACUGAGGCAGUCAUUAGCAAGUCGGAUUAUCCUGGUUUUCUGGGAGCUUUCGGCUUUUUGAUUUGUGGAAAAAAUAAUAAAAAUAUGCUAGUCUUUUUGGUGGAACUUGGAAACUGUAGAAGAUUGAUUUGUGUCUGUAGGCUCCUCCCUUUUAGUAAUUUGUGCAUACUUUGGCCUUUCUAUAAUUCUCAACAUGUUCUUGUGUUGCCACCGUAGGCUCCUGUUUUUUAUGAGCCUAUACCAGUUCAGGGCAUUACUUUAUUUUAUUUUAUUUGCAAAUGAUUUCACAUGAAGCGCCAUUGGAAUUCGGAAA